Vombatus ursinus (common wombat) is the source of this 5545-nucleotide messenger RNA. RefSeq names its product family with sequence similarity 204 member A (gene FAM204A). Lineage: Eukaryota; Metazoa; Chordata; Mammalia; Diprotodontia; Vombatidae. The transcript is spliced from 8 exons. The coding region runs from base 500 to 1207 and encodes 235 amino acids. The record is from RefSeq and is a predicted model, not a curated record.
UGGGUGAAGGCCCUGGGGCUUCUCAUUGACUCGCAUGACGUUCAUGUUUCUAGAAAUACCGUGUUUUAGAAAAUAGAGAUAGAAAGAAGUCAACAGGAGGCACGAGAUCUUAGAAGCCCCGGAUCUGAAAUCUGGGGCUCCUCGCUCAGGAUCCCCCCACCCCGACCCCCCGAGUGUUUUUCCUUCUGCCCCAAGUUGUGAUUAUAGUUGAAGAAAAAGGUGAAAUAGGAAGAAUGCUGGGCAGGGAGUAAUGAGGAGGCCCAGACUGGGGACCUAGCCCUACCACAGAUUGACUGUGUGGCCUUGUGCGUGUCACUUCCCCUCUGGGCCUCGGUGUUUCCCUUUGUAAAUGGAGAGGUUGGACUGGGGUGAUGUCUAAGAUCUCUUCCAGCUCUGAGGUUUGAUUGUGAGUUCACUGCAAUCUGAGAAGAGCCUCCCGAAUUCCGAAUUGCACUGCCAGCAGAAGCAGUCACUUUGUAAAUUUAAACCCUAAAAGAAAAUGUGGAGUGGACUAUUACCACCUGGGAUGAAUGAAAGUGAUAUUGAAUUGAGUUCUGAGGAUGAGACUACAUUGAAAAUCUCAAAACUUAGUUCAAAGGAAGAUAAGGGAGAUGGUGUGACGGAAGAAGUUGGGUUUUCUGUUUUCCGUCCUGGUGGAUCUAAAAAUGAGGCAGAGACAAAUGCAAAAAAUGCUGAUGAAGAGUGUCCAUCUGGAAUUCCCCAAAAUGUGUGGAAUAAGUUUCAAAAGUUACAUAAAAAACAUUCUGAACUGAAAACCUUAAGUAUUUCUACAAGCAAGGGGAGCAAAAGAAAACGUUCUAGAAAAGGUAAAUUGAAGAAUAAAGAAGAGGCUGACAGUCAACAAUCUUCAAAUGAAGCCCAGUGGCAGGAGCUUACUCAGUAUUUUGGAAUAAAUGAUAAGUUUGAACCCUUCAUAAGUAAUAGAGCUCUUCUGAAGUCAGGCCUUGAAGUGAGCAUCGACAAAUCUGUGGCUGAAGGGGAUAUUGAAAAGGCAGAAGAACUCAGUAAUAGGUUAGCUGCUCGAGAGCUUGGCGUAAAAAUUGCCAAAGCUGUUGCUUGCCGCAACUUUGUAAAAGCUAAAAAAGAUGCUGAAACUUCACAAGAGGCUCAAAAAAAGAAGAAACUUGCAUGGGGGUUUGAAGCAAAGAAGAGAUGGGAAACCAAAAGCAACAUGGGAUAUAUGUAACUAGGCCUUCGUCCUUGAAAAGUUGUAUCUUACUGCUCAAAGGGAGCCCGCUAAAUCUGAUACCAGUUAGGGAAAGUAAACAGCAGAUUAGUGGGUCAAUUCUCCCUAUUUUUUCAACCUUUUAAAAAAAUGUAUAUUAUUUUGUUUAAAAAAUUAGUUUUUCUUAAUAAAUAUGAGAAUAUAGUUAAGAAAAAAUAUAAGGGAAAUAAUGUAUACAUACAUCAGUGCUUAAAGUAUUAAUGAAGUCAUUGAUAUGGAUAUACCUGCUAUUGGUUCACAUUGAAAUCCCUCUUUAUGCCAUAGAAAAUAAUAUUUAUUUGAUUGCCAUGGCCAAAGUAAUUUUGUCUUCUGGUGGCUUUCCAAGCAUGGUUAGGCUGUUGGUCAGAACAGGUAUACUCUGUGAGCAGGCCUUGCCAAACUUACUGUAAUAGCCUUGCAGGACUCGGGAUCACUUGCACUGUUAAGGUAUCAGUUGGACUUUAUUGGAGUAAUAUAUUUAUAUACAGCAAAAAUUACUUGCUUUCCACUAUUUGAUGAAUAUUUAGCAAUUGAAAUCUGUGUAACUUAAAUAUUUAUGAUCAUAAACUAUCCUCAUAGAUUUUCUUUUUUAAAUAAUUGUAUUUAUUUGUUAGUAAGUAGGUCAUAAGUAUGCUUAAGAGCAUGUAACCAAACCAGCCAAAAAACAUUCAGUUCUAAUACAAAUGAUGUUUUGUCUAAAUAUUUUUUUCUAGAAAAUUGGGUUUUGUUUUGUUUUUCCCAUGGCUGCUUGGUAAAAGUCAAUGAAUAAUUUUAAGUACCUUUGAGGAUGGAAAAUGUCAUACAGUUUGCUUUGGUUUAAAUUCUUCCUGAGAAUACACAUAGACUACUCACGUCUCAUUGUCUCUUUUAUCCCUGUGGUUCUUUGAAUUUUAAUGUUCUUCUUAGAUAGCAUAUUAGUCAUGAAGUUUGGAUAUUGAUAAAUAGAUAAUCAUUUUGAUAUUACUUGGAAAAUAAUGUUUUAAAUUCUUUAAAUAUAUGGUUUGUAUUAUUUCAUUCUUCUUUCUCUUUGUUUACGCACACUCUCUCUCUCUCUCUCAAUUAUUUUGGAGAGUGGAUACCUUGAAAGAUAUCUUACCUGUCAUCAUAGAGUAUAGGAAAAUAUGCUAGCAUUGCAGAAUUCUAAAAUGAACUUCAAAAGAUCUUGUAGAGAGCACAUAAGCUGUCCCACAAAUGGUUGUUUAUUCUUUGCAUCAAUUUCUCCAAAAAAAACGAUCAUAUCACUGUGUUGGUCUCAGUUCUCAGAGGUGGAGAAAAGCUUAUCACCAUUGUCAUCAGCUAAUGUUUUCUUCUGAGGCCAAAUAAUCCUAAUUCCUCUGAAUGACUUCCAGUUAUCUAAUCUAAACCAUCUCAGGGGUUAUACACAGUUCACACUAUGAAAAAUCAAACUCAGAUUUUUUAUGUGAAUAUAAAUGUGAAUUGAAUACCAUACAUGAAAUAUUCAAGGAGAUGGUGUGCAGGUAUGCCUUUAAGAAAGUCCAACAAAUACAAAUCUGAAUUUUUAGAAGAUAUAUAUUUAACACAUUAUAUUUCAAAAGAUUUUUGGAAUCAUGGACUAGUAGACCUGAAGAUUUUUGUGGCUACAGAUAUUAAGACUCAGAGACAUGACAUAACUUGUCCAAAAUCAUAGUCAGUCAGUAGUAGAAUCAGAAUUAGAACCAAGGUCUUAUUAAUUGUCAGUGCAGUGCUCUUUAGAGUGCUCUGUAGUUUCUAUUCAAUGUGAUUUGGUUUUUACAUAACUUUUCCAGAACAGUUUUACAGUGAAAUAUAUCUAUACUAUCCAGAGCAUUAGGUAGGUUUUACAUUAUGAGCAUUAAUGUUGCUUUUUGUGUUUGGGGGAAAGGGAAUGGUUCGUUGUUGUUUGAGGUCAUAGAAGUCAUUGUUUUCCAUUUAAGGAAUGAUGAUUCAUUGGGGAAAUAGAACUUCAACAGCUCUUUUACCCAGUUUUAUAAUUCAUCUUAAGAAUAUGAACUGAACAUCUUAUUGUUUUUCAAUUUCUGUUUUUCUCUUUAUACAUGACAUGUCUUUGAGGGUACAGUUACAUGCCAUUUAUAGAAUCCCUGUUAUAUUCAAAGUCAUUCUAAAUGUCUAAGAGAGGUGAUAAGGCAUAUUGUAAUACUAACCAUUGUAUAGACCUAUUCUGUAAGGAAGUACCUAAAAUUUUGUUCAGAGAAAAUUUUCUAUAGCAGCAGGUAUUAAUUCUCUGAUUUAUUAGAUACAUUGUUUAAAAACAUAAUUUUCUGGAAAAAAAAUGAAAGAUUGCUGUGCUUGUUGUAACUGUGAUAUAAUGGAAAGAGGAAUAUACUAGUCAUCAGAAGACCAGUCAGAAGACUUGUUUUUAGUAUGGGUUCCACCACUAACAGUGUCACUUUGAACAAAUCAUUUCAGCUUUCUAGGCUCUAGUUUUUUCUCAUUUGUAAAAUGGGGAUAUUGCCAUCUGCUCUCUCACCGGAGUAUAGUAAAACACCAAUGAAAAAGCACUUUGAAAACUAUUAAACCUGUGCAAAUGAAAAGGCUAGGGAAUAUGUUUUCCUUCUACCUAUUCCUUCUUUCUACUUCCCUUAGGCCUAUUUCCUUCAGGCAUUGUCUAACUUCAGGGGUAGUGCUCAAGGCUAAAAAUCCUUCCUGAUUCACAAGUUCAGCUCUAGUAACUGAUAUGGCAAGAUUUUGAGAAGUGUUAGAAAGUCAAACUACUCAAAAGAUUUUCCGAUUGCCUGAAAUUUCCCACAUUAGACUUCUUGAAGCCUUAGGGAGUUGUGUGUUUUAAGGUACUUGUUAAAGGGCUCUAAGGGUAUAGGAUCUAGAAGUUAUCUCAGGUGUGGGGAAGGGCCAGGGAACAGUUCACAGCUCCUGGAUGCUGCUUGAGCGCUGCCACCAUGGCAGUCCAGCAUAGGGACAGUAUAGGGGUCCUUUUGAACGAUUGUGUCUGAGUGGAAAUAGGUGGGAGAGGUGAUGCUGAAGGUAGCAGCCAUCAGUGGAGAACCUAGGAUCUACCACAUCUGCUCUCAGGGCACUGCCAGAAGUGCCUUGAGCUGCCUGUGCAGAUGCAUUAUCCCACAUGGGGUGUUUUUAGCCAAUCAUGGAUUUCAUUUGUGUAGAGAGCAAUGAUGAGGCAGUUUCCCUGCCGGGCCAGACAAGCCCCUUUUCUGUUCAGGGUAUCCUACUCACAGUCUGGCCAAGCAGAGACCUUGGUCUCCCAGGCUCUGGGACCAGCUCACUGUUGAUUCUCUAUGGCAUACUGCCUCUCCAUCUUCUAUCAUAUGAAUUAGAAAUUUUACUCUGUCAUUUUUAAAAACAAAAUGAUUGAUGCAGUGAUCAUGCUACACAUGUAUGUGGCUAAUAACAUUCUCCAUACUGUUCUCAGCAAGAAGAAGGGUACAUUCUAGAGAAGUAAUAACUCUACUACCUGAAGCUUCUACAUAUACAUUUGCUGCCCCAAGAAUGCUGGAGUUAAAUUAGUAAUGUAAAUGUCAGUUAUUGUUAACAGAGAUUAAUAUGUUUCAGGCCACCGGUAUGGCAUUAAUGUAGCUGGUUUAUUGUUUAAGUCCUUCAGGCUAAAACAACUUACCAAAGAAUAGUAAUUUCAAGCUUUACAGCAUUGAUUCUGAGAACUAAAGUUUGCAGUGCAUUUUUGUUUGGCAGCCCUCGGGAUGUUUCUGAUUUUUCAGUAGAACAUUCUAUUUCUUUCACCAAGAGGAGAGUUUGAAUAUGGUAAUCUAAGGCCAGUUAUAAUUAGUUCUGAUGACAGACUUAAAUACCACUGCCAAGGUUGUAAAUCAGUAGCUAAACAGGUUUCUACAACUGAUUAUAAAUCUCUUAACUCCAUAUUUUAAAUGCUUCUAUUUUUGAGGUAGACAGAUAUGAAUGGGGAGGACAGGGAUAGGAAUAAAAUGUUAUUUAACUUUGGACAUUGGCUUAGAAUGUCAAAUAUCAAGUCUUCAGAUAAAAACUUAUAUGCUAACAAAUUUUGUUUCUUCAGUAUCUUCUUGCUUGAGUUGUUCCUAUGUUUUUGGUUUGUCAUUUGAUACUAUUAUUUUUUAGUGCAGUAAACUUUGUUUCACUUGUAAAAUACUAAGAAUGUUUAGUGAUAUAAAUUUAAAGUGAAUACAUAAUAUAUUAGUACAAAUUGUAUAUUUUUGUUUAUAAAGUUUUAUGUAUCUGCUGUCUUUUUUAAUACUCAAAAAAACCCAAACCUGUGAUGAGGUAGUACAAAUGUUACUCUCUUGUUUCCAUGUGAUAGAAGAAGACACAGGUUCAGAGAAAUCAUAGAGCCAAAUAAACCUCACUGAGCCUUAAACUUCA